Larimichthys crocea (large yellow croaker) is the source of this 1994-nucleotide messenger RNA. RefSeq names its product ankyrin repeat and protein kinase domain-containing protein 1. NCBI's taxonomy places the organism in Eukaryota, Metazoa, Chordata, Actinopteri, Sciaenidae. The transcript is spliced from 11 exons. Gene Ontology annotation, molecular function: ATP binding; JUN kinase kinase kinase activity. Gene Ontology annotation, biological process: protein phosphorylation. The record is from RefSeq and is a predicted model, not a curated record. The coding region runs from base 160 to 1524 and encodes 454 amino acids.
CUCAGUUUAAACUCCUCCCCUGAACUUCGGCUUCAGGCUGCUCAAAGAGCAGAGACAGGAAACCAGAACUUGCCAGUCUUGUUUUGUUACAGCUUUGAAAAAUAACUUGAAUCUUUAUGUUAGGAACAACAACAACAAAUAAGAGGAUAUACGCAGGAGAUGGCACUGUGGAGCCACAAGGAAGUUUAUGAUAAGAGCUUGGACAAAUUGGAGAGAAUUGGCUCUGGGGGAUUCGGUGAUGUCUACAAGGCCAGGCACAAGGAGUGGAAGUUUGAUGUAGCCAUUAAGAUACUACAUGAAGGUUCUUGCCCCCUCAUCACUAAAGAAAAUGACCUGUUUAAAGAGGCUAAUCACAUGGAAGUGGUUUCCUGUAAAUUUGUGGUGAAGGUUCUUGGAAUUUAUCAGGGACGUCCGCAGGUUGGUGUUGAACAAACACCAAUGCAAAAGGGGAUAGUGAUGGAGUUCAUGGAAAGAGGAUCUCUUCAGUCCCUGCUGAAUAAGCCCCUGAUUAGCCCUCUACCAUGGCCCCUGCCCCUUCGUUUGGCCCAUGAAGUGGCUCUUGGCAUGAAUUUCCUCCAUUCAAAGGACCUUUUGCACAAAGACCUCAAGCCAAGUAAUGUACUCCUGGAUGAAAACCUUAAUGCUAAGCUAGCAGACUUUGGUCUGUGCAGGGUUUCCACAAGUGCUUUGAAGAGCAACCGAGAAGCAACUGGAGUGUCAGGAGGCUCGUACAAGUACAUGCCUCCUGAGGCUUUUACGACAUCAUAUGAACCUGUUCGAGCUUUUGACAGAUACAGCUACGGUAUCCUGCUCUGGACACUUAUUACUGGUAAAGAGCCCUAUGGGACAGAGGAUGAUUACCAACUUGUGGCAUUCAGGAUCCCUUUGGGGGACAGACCUCUCUGUGAUGACAUUGACCUGAUGAAGCCUGGCAGGGUGGAAAAGAUGGUUGAACUCAUGAAGCAGUGCUGGGAUCACUGUCCCUCCAAGAGGCCAAAGUUCUGUGACAUUGCUGAAGACCUUACGAAAGAGUUCUCAAAGCACAAAGAGGGAAUUCACAGUGCUGUUCAGCAAGUCUUGACAAGAUUGGACUCACCAAACAGGUAUCAACCUCCAGAAACAAAUGAUGUACACCCUCCAUUCAAGAAACCAGAAGAGUCAGUGUCUGUAGAUAUUGUGGAUGGUGGACAUUUAAUAAAUACUGAAGCCCCUUCAAAACAGAAUCCUCAGAAGAAUUUUUGCCAACAGGAUUCCGUCAAAGUUCCUACUAAGAGAAUGAGUGAUGCAAAUAAAGCAAAGUUUGUUGAUGACCAAAUGGCAGACCUAAUUCAAACGGUUUCUGUGGUAAUGGCAAUCGUAGAGGAGCUCGGAAACAUGGUCCACUCUGAAACCUACUCAGAGAUUGAAUCUAAAUCGACGUCCCAGGGUAAAAUGAGGGAGCUUUAUAAGAUGGUGCUUCGAUCAGGAGGGGAGAAAGUCAAAGCAGCCUUCUACGACGCCCUACAAAAACAUCAUUUUCUUUAGUGUAGAGCCUCGGUAGGAUUUAAAAUACAACAUGAUGUCUCCUACACGUUCAUCUUGCAUGAAAAAUCUGUCCAUUUUAUUAUUGUUUGUAUAUGUAAUUAGUUGACAUUUUAUUACACUGUACUUGCAGAAAGAAAGAAAAUUCAGUGUCCUUAUGUUUUCUCUUCUCACAAGUUAUAGCUUAAUUAUCAGUGACAAACGUGUUUCCUCCAGUGAGGGAGAGAGCGAGGGGAGGGGGGGGACUGGGUAAGAGGCUUUUCUGGUUCAAUCCCUCAGUAACUGUCACAAGCAGUCAGUCAGUCACCUGCAGAUGAUGGUGUCGAGGGCAUCGCAGGCAACAAAUUACUCUCCUGUCUCAGUUUAAUGUACAGGUUUGUUGUUGAUUACGUUGAUUACACACUAAUAAUGAUCCAGACAAUGAUCCGAUGAAGACAGGAAAUAAAUAAAUAAUAAAAACCUUUUUAAAGACA